GAGAGGGGCCGGCCCAGGGCCGCGCUACGUGUCCCGCAGCCCUUAUAGCCCCGGCCCGCCGGGCCCGCCGCGGCAGCACCAUGUCGAGCCACGAGCACACGGGAUCCACCAACGUGGUUUACCAAGCCCAUCAUGUCAGCAGGAGUAAGAGAGGACAAGUUGUCGGCACCAGGGGAGGAUUCCGAGGCUGCACGGUUUGGCUCACAGGCCUUUCUGGAGCCGGCAAGACGACCAUUGGCUUUGCUCUGGAAGAGUACCUGGUGGCUCAUGGCAUCCCGUGCUACUCCCUGGACGGCGACAACGUCCGGCAUGGCUUGAACAAGAACCUGGGCUUCUCGGCGCAGGACCGCGAGGAGAACAUCCGGCGCAUCGCCGAGGUGGCGCGGCUCUUCGCCGACGCGGGGCUCGUCUGCAUCACCAGCUUCAUCUCCCCCUUCACAAAGGAUCGUCGAAACGCACGGAAAAUUCAUGAGGCAGCUGGACUUCCUUUCUUUGAAAUCUUUGUAGAUGCUCCUCUAAAUAUUUGUGAAAGCAGAGAUGUGAAGGGCCUGUACAAAAAGGCAAGAGCUGGAGAGAUCAAAGGAUUCACGGGGAUUGACUCAGAGUAUGAGAAACCCGAAGCUCCCGAGCUGGUGCUGAAAACAAACGUUGCAUCGGUGUCUGAGUGCAUCCAGCAGGUCGUGGAGCUCCUCCAAGCACAGAACAUCGUGCCCCAAGGCUCAGUGAAGGAUGUUCUGGAGCUGUUUGUGCCUGAGGAUAAACUCAGCAGUGUCCGGGCCGAGGCAGAGAAGCUGCCAGCAGUGGAGAUCACUAAGCUGGAUCUGCAGUGGGUGCAGGUGCUGAGCGAAGGCUGGGCCACUCCUCUGACAGGAUUCAUGCGGGAGGCAGAGUACCUGCAAGUGCUGCACUUUGGCACCCUGCUCAACGACGGCGUGGUGAACCUGAGCAUCCCGAUCGUGCUGCCCGUGUCGGCGGAGGACAAGCAGCGGCUGGAGGGCAGCGAGGCGCUGGCUCUCAGCUUCCAGGGCCGCCGGGUCGCGGUGCUGCGCAGCCCCGAGUUCUUCGCGCACAGGAAAGAGGAGCGCUGCGCCCGCGUCUGGGGCACCGCCUGCCCCCGCCACCCGCACAUCCAGAUGGUGAUGGAGAGUGGAGACUGGCUGGUUGGUGGAGACCUGCAGGUCCUGGAGAGGAUCAAAUGGAACGACGGGCUGGACCAGUACCGCCUGACCCCGCUGGCUCUCAAGCAGAAGUUCAGGGAAAUGAACGCUGACGCCGUCUUCGCGUUCCAGCUGCGCAACCCCGUGCACAAUGGGCACGCCCUGCUCAUGCAGGACACGCGGCGCCAGCUGCUGGAGAGGGGCUACAAGAACCCCGUGCUCCUGCUGCACCCCCUGGGGGGCUGGACCAAGGACGACGAUGUCCCUCUGGAGUGGCGCAUGAAGCAGCACGCGGCCGUGCUGGAGGAGCAAGUCCUGGACCCCAAGUCCACCAUCGUGGCCAUCUUCCCCUCUCCCAUGCUCUACGCCGGCCCCACGGAGGUGCAGUGGCACUGCCGAGCCCGGAUGGUGGCGGGGGCCAACUUCUACAUCGUGGGGCGCGACCCGGCGGGAAUGCCGCACCCCGACACCAAGCAGGACCUGUACGAGCCCACGCACGGCGGGAAGGUGCUGGGCAUGGCCCCCGGCCUCACCUCCGUGGAGAUCAUCCCCUUCAGGGUGGCUGCCUACAACAAGCUCAAAAGAGCCAUGGACUUCUACGACCCCAAAAGGCACGAUGAUUUUGACUUCAUCUCAGGAACACGCAUGAGGAAGCUUGCUCGGGAAGGGGAAAACCCCCCAGACGGCUUCAUGGCCCCCAAAGCCUGGAAAGUCCUCACCACGUACUACCAGUCACUGGAAAAAAAGAAUUAACUCCUCCUCCUCCCUAGAAAUACCUGUAUUAAGAGUGAGCAAUGAUCGAUUGAUUCCUUGUGACACAGAUCACUUGGCAUGACCCUGGGAUUUUCCUACCUGGGUCAGAGUGAUUUUUUACCAAUCAGAAAUACCUUGAGCCUGAUCCUUCUCCCCCUAAAGCUGCUGGGAGUGUCCCCAUGGAGCUGGAAGGGAUGGGGAGCGGGCCCUUCGCUCCUGGCUGGUGCCAGGAUGUGCCAGCAGGAUCAUUGUGGUGCUGCCAGGGCCACGCAGCAGCUCCCAGUGCAGAGGGGGGGCCUCAGACCAGAAUAAAUCCUGCCUGUGCCCUGCCUGGAGCAGAAAUGAACAAGUGCCUUUCCACAUUGUGCCUUAGACAGUUUUUGCUAAUUAACUGCACAAUCUUUUUAAUGCCCUUUUUUAAAAAAGGACUUUUUAAGAUCAGCUGUGACCGCCGUCAGUUCCUUGUGGCUGAGCCAAUUCUUCACUGCCUCUUUGCAUCCUUCCUCCCGCUUGACCUCUUGGGUCAAACAAAUCCUGGGCUGAGCAUUCCUGUUGCUCCACGUUCAGCUGUCCGUGAGAUUGUGCCAUGGUGAUCCCUGCACUGUCCUGGGAGGCACCACGAAGCCCUGAGAUCCCUGAGAAAGCUCUGAGCAGCAAGGAAAAGUCAGGGACGCUGUCACUGUGUUUUCAGGUGUCCUCCCACAUGGCAGGAUGGGGUCCCCCUCCCCUCUGCCCACUCUCCUCCCAUCCCAGAGGCAAAUCCAAGGCAAAACAGCAAAGACACAGCGUGAGGUGGGUCUGGAGAAACAGCUGAGAGGAGGCUGAAGCUGCUCCCAGCUCUGGCUGUGGAAAGUUACCCCGGGCUUUAUCUCCUUCCCCACCCUCAUCCUGACAUGGACUUUGCCUGCACCGUGCCUGAGGCUUUUCCGCUGACUCACAGCUCCUGCGGUGGCCUCCAAGAGGACAGAGCAGUGACACAAGAGCGGAGCUUCCCUGGACACUCCCGGGAGCCCCGGGCCGCCUUCCGGGGCCAGGGCUGGUCCCUCCUCGCCUCCCCAGCUGUGAGGCGUCAGCAGAGGAGAGCAACCAAGCGCUUGGUAAUGACAGCAACGGCCUCACUCCAUGAUUUUUGCAACGACCUCACUCCAUGAUUUUUGCACCUGGCCUUCUUUAGCAGCUGCCCCAGGACCCGUGGGGAUGUGUUCCCAACGAAGGGGAACCAGCAAUCCUCUCUUCUUGUGAUCCAGUUUUAAUUCCAGAUGGAUCCGCGCUCAGCAAAAUCAACUUGUGGCGCGGGGUACUGUGAGCUACGGCCUGCUGUGGCCAGGGCACAGUGUCCAAGCCUUUGUCUAUAACUGGAAAAUAUCCUGGCAAAAGGGCCUUUUUGGUUGGUUGUUUUUUUGGUGGGUUUUUUUUUAAAGUAUUUGGAGCAAAGCUGUGUUUUACACCAAGGCAAAUGCUGCUGCCUCCGUGGGAGCUGACAGUGCACCAGCCUCAUCCAGCCAGGCCCUCUGGCAGGAAGCAAUAUUCCCAUUUAGGAUUAAAAUAAUCCAGUGUUGAAACCUGUCCCCCCAGUAAGUCCAGGUGGUCACAGCACAACACAGAUGUUAGAUCAUAAUUUUAAACCAGCAGUGUCCUGAUUAGCCCUGAUUAUAACGCAUGGACUGGGGGGUUUGUAGUCUAUUUAUUAAAGACGUGAGACUGGAAUUUGUACCUCAACUGAUGCAUCUCAUGAUUUAAUAUAUUCUGAACUCGAUACUCUACGAAACACUCGCUUU
This is a messenger RNA of Hirundo rustica (Barn swallow), 3688 nucleotides long. It is a transcript of the gene PAPSS2, whose product is annotated as 3'-phosphoadenosine 5'-phosphosulfate synthase 2. The coding region runs from base 81 to 1910 and encodes 609 amino acids. NCBI's taxonomy places the organism in Eukaryota, Metazoa, Chordata, Aves, Passeriformes, Hirundinidae. The record is from RefSeq and is a predicted model, not a curated record. Gene Ontology annotation, biological process: sulfate assimilation; 3'-phosphoadenosine 5'-phosphosulfate biosynthetic process. The transcript is spliced from 12 exons. Gene Ontology annotation, molecular function: sulfate adenylyltransferase (ATP) activity; adenylylsulfate kinase activity; ATP binding.